Messenger RNA from Lactuca saligna, 576 nucleotides. The record is from the annotation of a GenBank genome assembly. Lineage: Eukaryota; Viridiplantae; Streptophyta; Magnoliopsida; Asterales; Asteraceae.
AUGAUUAAGGGGUGUAUAGGUUUACUCUUUGGAUUGGAAAAAGAUUCAAGAACACCACCAAAACAGGUGAAAGAUGGUUCCUUUUCAAUUGGGAGUAGCCAAAAAUCAAGGGAAUUUUGUGUAAGAGUUGUUCAUGCAGGUGGAAAAGAAGAUCUUUAUGAAAAACCGGUUUCUGUUUCUCAAAUAAUGAAAAGAUAUCCAGGUAUGAUUGUUGCUUGGCCUGAAAUUUUCAAGAAUCCUCAUGAAGCUGUUUUGUCAUCAAGUGAGUUGCUUUUGCCUGGGCGAAAGUACUAUUUAGUCCCUGUGACAACAUUAAAGAAGUUGAAAAAGAAACACUCCUCCAAGAAGAAAAAGUCAACAGGGAAAAAGGGUCAAACUCAAACCGUUCCUCCAGACGAGUCUGAUGAUUCUGUGUGUUCAGCUAAGGAUUACUAUGUAUCCAAGGAGAAGUGGUCAAGAUUCUUGGUCAAGAAACACAUUCGGUCAAACAAAUCACCAGUUGUGAAGUCAAAGUCAUGGAGGGGAGGAUCUGAUUGGGAGCCGAGUUUGACUUCCAUUCAAGAACUCUCUCCUUGA